CGGGACAUAGAGAAGGAGAGAGAAAGAGAAAAAAAAAGGAAACAGCGAGCUGAACCAUAACCAUGCCCUUGAGGUAGUCGGAGCAGCCUGGCGAUGCCCCUCCUCGUCCGCCUCGCCGCCGUCCCGGGCGGCUGCUGCCCGGUGCUCCGCCGCGCCCUCGCCGCCCUCUCGCUCCUGCUCGUCCUGGCCGAGGCGCAGCUGCUCUGCUACUACCCCAACGGCCAGCAGAGCACCGACGUGCCCUGCAACGCCUCGGCCCCGGCCAGCAUGUGCUGCCAGUCGCCGCGCGCCUGUCUCUCCAACGGGCUGUGCGCUGCCUUUGGGACCGGGCCCGACGCGGGAACCAGCUAUAUCCGUGGCACCUGCACAGAUCGGUCGUGGACCAACCCCGUAUGUCCGCAGCGAUGUAUCCUGAACCAGGACACCAUCAGCGCGGACUCGACCUACGACUUCCGGGCCAGCGGCGUCAACGUCUGGGGCUGCGGCAGGCCGGGCUUCGCCGCCGACUCGAGCUACUGCUGCGAGUCGGCCGCCGAGCGGUCGCGCUGCUGCAGCACGUCCACGGCCCUGUUCCGCCUGCCCUCGGCCACCGUCGGCAACGCGCUCAGCCAGUCGUUCGCCACCGCGACGGCGGCCGGCUCUGGGACGACAUCGCCGCCGCCGCUGCUACUGCUGCCUUCCACCGCCGCCACAUCGCCCGACCCCUCGGUCCGAACCACCACACCGCCACCGUCCCCGCCCCAGGCGGCGGCCCCUCCCGUGCUGGACCAGGGGGCCAAAAUCGGCCUCGGGUUGGGGCUGGGGCUGGGUUUGGGGCUGCCCCUCGCCGUCGUGGCCUUCAUGCUCGUCCGGCGGGGCCUGCGGGAGCGGGACGGCGGCGACGACGACGGGGCGCGGGGGCGGCGGGCGAUGCUGCGGCCGCCAAAGGCGCACGACGACAUGGCCGACCUGUACCGGGACCUGGCGCGCGAGUCCAUCGUCUCGUACGCGCAGUACAACGGCCCGUACAAGCCCGUGUACGUCGAGAACGUCGACGGCGUGACCAUACUGCUGGACGCGCGCUCGAGCCAGUCGCGAUAGUGUGGGGAGAAAAGGUGGUGGGCGCUGGACACCUUCAUGUUGACGGGGGGUUUUUUUUGUGACGACAUCGUACUGGAACUGGAUCGUGAGGAUUUGCGACAUUCACAUUUGAUCUUUCCGUUUAAUGCAUAUUAAUAAUCAGGUAGAGGUAGGUAGAUGCCUAUCGAGGUUAUAAUCUGUUCUCCA
Molecule: messenger RNA, 1266 nt
Organism: Gaeumannomyces tritici R3-111a-1
Lineage: Eukaryota; Fungi; Ascomycota; Sordariomycetes; Magnaporthales; Magnaporthaceae
Exons: 3
Coding region: 94-1080 (328 amino acids)
Source: RefSeq, a predicted model, not a curated record